Molecule: messenger RNA, 1104 nt
Organism: Chenopodium quinoa (quinoa)
Lineage: Eukaryota; Viridiplantae; Streptophyta; Magnoliopsida; Caryophyllales; Amaranthaceae
Product: zinc finger MYM-type protein 1-like
Exons: 1
Coding region: 1-1104 (367 amino acids)
Source: RefSeq, a predicted model, not a curated record
AUGAGUUUAGAGUCAUUUUGGAAACGUGCCGGGAAGUCACAAAAGUCUUCAACUUGUUCUUCACUUAGUUCAAGGGAUCCUCCAAUAGAAGAACAUGUGUCUCCUAAUGAUGAUGAGGUUCCUAUUGCUGCAACAAUUCCACCACCUGAGAACACAGGUCCAAGUGUUCCAAAUACUACUGUUGACUCCGAUGAUACUCGCAUUUAUGAUGUUGAUCUUCUUCCACAUGACCCUGGAAAAAGAAUUCCAAUUAUGGAGUAUCCUCCUAAUGAUCGAGAUGCCGUAAGGAGAGGCUAUAUUACAAAGAAACGUUGUGAUCCACGCACACAUAAUUUUCCUCAAAGAAAAGUUGGAGGUAUGCGCCGUUUUAAUGUUACUUGGUUUGAUAAAUAUGAGUGGCUUGAAUAUAGUGUUGAGAAAGAUACGGCUUUUUGUUUUGUGUGCUAUUUGUUCACUGAUAAAGUUGAUUAUUCUUUGGCUGUUAAUGAUUCCUUUAUUAAAGGGGGAUUUAGAGGAUGGAAUAAGACUGGUAGAUUCGAUGUUCAUGUGGGUGGUAUUGGUAGUUUCCAUAAUCAGGCUAAUGAGAAAUAUAGUAUGUUUAUCAACCCAAAGACAUCAGUUGCUGAAUCUCUUUGCACUUAUUCUAAGGAAGCUAAACUACAAUACAAAUCUCGCUUGACUUAUUCAUUGAAAUGUAUUAGAUUUCUUUUAAAUCAAGGUUUAGCUUGUCGUGGGCAUAAUGAAAGUGAAGAAUCUUGGAAUAGGGGUAAUUUUCUUGCACUCUUAACAUGGUUUUCAGAAAAUAAUAGUGAGGUAGCAAAGGUUGUUCUAGGUAAUGCCCCGGGAAAUAAUCGAAUGACUAGUCCUUCAAUUCAAAAAGAACUUAUUAAUUGUUGUGCCAAAGAAACCACUAGACUUCUUAUUGAUGAUAUUGGGGAUGACUAUUUUGGAAUAAUGGCUGAUGAAUCAAGUGAUGUAUCUCAAAAGGAACAAAUGGCCCUUUGCUUGCGUUAUGUCAAUAAUAAAGGGAAGAUAAAUGAGAGGUUUCUUGGAAUUGUACAUGUUAAGGAUACUACUGCUUUGUCACUAAAGUUGUGCAAUUGA